Molecule: messenger RNA, 2619 nt
Organism: Myodes glareolus (Bank vole)
Lineage: Eukaryota; Metazoa; Chordata; Mammalia; Rodentia; Cricetidae
Source: RefSeq, a predicted model, not a curated record
CCUCCUCACUUUCCCAGGGUCCCACAAACCUCGUAGUUCAUCCUGGCUAAUGUGUGUGUGGGGAACCCUCACCCUGAGACAGGGCAUGGGCUACACAGGCCUUUCUGCAGGUGCCUCAGGAACCCUAUAUGGUGAAGGCUGGCAGGGAGGAGAACCAAAACUAACCUGACUUUCGUGUUGGUGUCCUGAAACCUCACUUCCUGUCUGGCCUUGGUCACAUCACUAAGUCUUUUUCCUUCAGCAGUGAAAGAGUUAACACGCCGCUGCCCCAGAGGGGCGGGACAUGGGGCAGCACACACACAAUACAGAUAUUGGCAUUUGAUGGUGAUGGUGAUAAGAUUAACUUCUAUUAAUAAGUGUAGAGGGCUUCGCGAGGAAGGCAUGAGUCAUGUUUGUCCUCUCCUCGCCUGUCAUCCUCCAACGGCCCCCUCUCACCCUGUAGACUCUGGCCCUCCCUAGGAAACAAGGACAGGCUCCAUGCCAAACUUGGAUGCGGAAGUUUCUCCAACCCGUGUCUCAGAGAUGAGAGCUCAGGAGGACUCCAGGAGCCCGACACAGGUGUUGGCGAAAGUGGGGAGCUGGGCAGGGACACGGCAGCAUGAAUCCCUGGCUUCGGCAGAGGCUUCCACCAGGGACCGGAAGACAUCCUUGCCCAUGGAGCCCAAGUUGGACAUGUUGUACAAGAUUGAGGAUGUGCCACCAUGGUACCUAUGCAUCCUGCUGGGCUUCCAGCAUUACCUGACGUGCUUCAGUGGCACCAUCGCUGUGCCCUUCCUUCUGGCUGAGGCGCUGUGUGUGGGCCGCGACCAGCACAUGGUCAGUCAGCUCAUCGGCACCAUCUUCGCCUGUGUGGGUAUCACCACUCUCAUCCAGACUACAGUGGGCAUCCGCCUCCAGUUUCUAUCCCUUUCUCUCAACCUACACCCCCACCUACCACCUACUCUGCCACCUUCCAGGCUGCCGCUGUUCCAGGCCAGCGCCCUUGCCUUUCUAGUUCCAGCCAGAGCUAUCCUGGCCUUGGACAGGUGGAAGUGUCCCCCAGAAGAGGAGAUCUAUGGUAACUGGAGUAUGCCCCUGGAUACCUCUCAUAUCUGGCACCCGCGGAUUCGAGAGGUCCAGGGUGCAAUCAUGGUGUCCAGUAUGAUAGAGGUGCUGAUUGGGCUGAUGGGGCUUCCUGGGGCCCUGCUCAGCUACAUUGGGCCUCUCACGGUCACCCCCACUGUCUCCCUCAUUGGUCUCUCUGUUUUCCAAGCUGCUGGUGACCGAGCUGGCUCCCACUGGGGCAUUUCAGCUUGUUCCAUUCUACUGAUCGUCCUGUUCUCCCAGUACUUACGCAACCUCACCUUCCUGCUACCUGUUUACCGAUGGGGCAAGGGUUUCACUUUCUUCCGCAUCCAGAUCUUUAAGAUGUUUCCGAUCGUGCUGGCCAUCAUGACCGUGUGGCUACUCUGCUAUGUGCUGACCCUGACUGAUGUGCUGCCUGCAGAUCCCACAGCCUACGGCUUCCAGGCACGAACUGAUGCCCGAGGUGACAUCAUGGCUAGCUCACCCUGGAUCCGCAUCCCCUAUCCAUGUCAGUGGGGCAUACCCACAGUGACUGUGGCUGCAGUCCUGGGAAUGUUUAGUGCCACACUGGCAGGCAUCAUUGAGUCCAUUGGUGAUUACUAUGCUUGUGCCCGGCUGGCUGGUGCACCGCCCCCUCCAGUACAUGCUAUCAACAGGGGAAUUUUCACUGAAGGCAUCUGCUGCAUUAUCGCUGGGCUACUGGGCACAGGCAACGGGUCUACCUCGUCCAGCCCCAAUAUUGGGGUCCUAGGGAUUACCAAGGUGGGGAGCCGUCGAGUUGUGCAGUAUGGUGCGUGCAUCAUGCUAGUCCUGGGUGCCAUCGGCAAGUUCACAGCCCUCUUUGCCUCUCUCCCAGACCCCAUUCUGGGAGGAAUGUUCUGUACCCUUUUUGGUAUGAUCACCGCCGUGGGUCUGUCCAAUCUGCAGUUUGUGGACAUGAACUCCUCCCGCAACCUCUUUGUACUGGGAUUCUCCAUGUUCUUUGGCCUCAUGCUACCCAAUUACCUGGAGUCCAACCCAGGUGCUAUCAACACAGGCAUUCCCGAAGUGGAUCAGAUCCUCACGGUGCUGCUGACCACGGAGAUGUUUGUUGGCGGGUGCCUUGCUUUCAUUCUGGACAACACAGUGCCAGGGAGCCCAGAGGAAAGAGGCCUGGUACAGUGGAAAGCUGGAGCCCAUGCCAACAGUGAGACGUCAGCCAGUCUGAAGAGCUAUGACUUCCCCUUUGGGAUGGGCACGGUAAAAAGGAGUGCCUUCCUCAGAUACAUUCCUAUCUGCCCAGUCUUCAGAGGGUUUGCUAACAAGUCAGAAAAUCAGACUCCAGUUCCAGAAGAUACUCCAAACAAUACAGAAACCGCAUCUGUGUGCACCAAGGUCUGAAACUAACUACGAAAAGAAAGUGCUCCAGUGGAUGAUGGCUGGUGUUGGUCCUGUGCCAGACGUCACACACGUAUGGCUAUGAUGCAGUGGAUCCUCAGAAGACACAGCCUCCCUCAAGUCCUAUUUCCUCAAGUUCACCUCUGCUGGGAGAACCCAGUGUUCCUAACAUGAUAA